GAUUAAUUGUCGCAACAGUUGUUAUUGUUUAAAAUGAGUUCAAAUAUUGAGUAUUUAAAUAAUAAAGCAGAAUCGCGCUUAAUACCACAAAAAUCCGAAGCGGUUUAUAAAAAAGAAUACGAUAAAUUCAACACGUGGAUGGAAGAGCAAAUGGUUACACAUAUAGAUGAACGAGUUGUUCUCGCUUAUCUCCAGAAAAUGUCGGAAAAGUAUAAAGUAUCGACUAUGUGGACUAUCCAUUCAAAAUUACAAAGUAUGUUGAGGAUAAACAAAGGGGUCGAUAUAAAAUCGUUCGUCAAAGUGCAUGCAUUCAUGAAGGCAAUUAGCAAAAAUGAGGUAGUCAAGAAGGCAUAUGUAUUCAAAGAAGACGAUUUGCCGAAGUUUUUUACAGAUGCACCGGACAUUACGUAUUUAUUUUUGAAGGUGGUUGCUAUUUGUGGCAUCUUUGGCUCUUGUAGAAGAUGUGAAUUGUGCGAUUUACGCUUAGCUGUUAUCAAGAAGGAAGCGUAUUGCUUAUUACUAUCCGACCAUCUAAGACAGUGA
This is a messenger RNA of Psylliodes chrysocephalus, 543 nucleotides long. NCBI's taxonomy places the organism in Eukaryota, Metazoa, Arthropoda, Insecta, Coleoptera, Chrysomelidae. The record is from the annotation of a GenBank genome assembly.